AUCUACCUGACAUUGCACGUCGAUGACUGUCGGGUAACGGGACCCCAAGAGCAGCAAUUAGACUGGAUAUUGGCAGAGAUUGCUAAAAGGUUUGAGACAAAGGAUGUCGAAGAGAACAAGCCCUACCUUGGAAUGGAAGUCAAACGUCAAAUGAACGGCGACCUAGCGGUUACCCAGAACCGUUAUAUCGAUGAGAUCCUUGAGGAUUUUGGAAUGGACAAGGUCAACCCGGCCAGCACGCCGAUGGCGGCCGGCAUACGCCUAGAAUUCUCACCAGAUGAAGAUAGCGGGUUAGAUGACGAUUUUACUGCUACUAGAUAUCGUCAAGGCUUAGGAUCGCUGCAGUAUUUGGUGUCAAGCAGCAGACCAGAUCUGGCAUUCGCGGUCAACUACCUCUCACGUUUCAACUCGCGUCCGCACAAGGAAUGCUGGGCAGCAUUAAAACACGUCCUACGCUACGUCAAGAAAACGAAGGAUCACGGAAUCCUAUACAAGAAGGAGAUGAUUGGGGGACUCAGUCCUGUCGCGUACAGCGACUCAGAUUGGGCAGGGGCAGACCCCCAAUACAAGUCAACUACAGGUUACAUUAUCCUGCUAAACGGAUCACCAAUCUCGUGGCGGUCGCAACGGCAGACCUCAGUUGCAAAAUCAACCACUGAGGCGGAGUAUAUCGCGGCAAGUGAGGCAGCGUGCGAAGUGAUCUGGCUGAAUGACAUGUUAUUUGAUGCUGGAUUAGUAGAAGGGAAAGCGAAGGUAUGCUCGCACCUGCGAGUUGACAACAAGGGCGCGAUAGAUCUAGCAAAAGGGGAGUCCUUGACAAGGAGGUCACGUCACAUCGAGAUCAGAUACCAUAUCCUUCGCGAUCUGGUUGAAAAAGGCGAAAUCAUGAUGGAACACGUUGGUUCUACGGCCAAUAUAGCUGACGGCCUCACCAAGCCACUGGCAAGGCCUGCCUUCGAAUAA
Histoplasma mississippiense is the source of this 963-nucleotide messenger RNA. RefSeq lists its product as hypothetical. The transcript has a single exon. The record is from RefSeq and is a predicted model, not a curated record. NCBI's taxonomy places the organism in Eukaryota, Fungi, Ascomycota, Eurotiomycetes, Onygenales, Ajellomycetaceae. The annotation marks the transcript as partial.